UCCCCCUCUGCUCUCCCUGUCUGCAAUCAGUCUCAUCUGCUCCACCUGUUUCCCCUGCUCUGCUGCACUAUCAGCAGCAUGCCACUCACCUGUCCUCCAGCAUUUACAUUCAGCCUGCUGACAGGCAGACAGUGCCAGAUUUUUGAAAGCAUUCCAGCAAGUAGAUAUCCAGCAUUUUUUCCUGCCUGACCAAGACUUCUGACCAUGUUCUUGCUCCCCUGAUUACCCCUUUUGCCUGGACCUCUUGGGAUGACACUCGUUCUGGCCUGGUUCUGUCUCUCGACUUCUGCGCCUGCCUCGGCCCUAGAUUUGUCAGCCUAAGCCAGUCCUUACCUCCUCCUGCCUGGACUCCCUGUGUUCACCUGGUCCUCUGACAAAUGGUCUGUUUUGGACUUCCUGGUUCUCGCCCAGCUUCUGGUCUGACCAUUACCCUGCUGUGGAGCUGUUCCCUGGUCCCCGCCCCUCUUGGACCCUGAGAAGAAGGAUUCUUCAUCCAAGCCAUCCGUGGCCGAGCUAGCUGGAAAGUUAAAGGGUCAUAUUUUGCCAAUGCCCAACUCAAAUGAUGAGUUGUCUUUUCGAGGAAGACCUCCUUCUUCCCUAAAGUUGCGAAAUCCUUCCCGAGAUAAGGAUGUGUCAGAUAAAUCUGUCUCUCCCAACACCUUUAAAACAAAGAACUCGGCCAUCAUCGACAAACUACAGGCCAACCUCGCUCUGUCACCCACAACUCUGCUGCCUUCACCUAAGGGUCCAGAUGUGAAGCUGCAGCCAGCACAGUUGUCCCCCUCCACACCCUGUACCCCUCCGAGUCCUACCCUGCAACCACCACACCUGUCCAGUGAGGAUGAGGAUCCUGUUAGUUUCGACAGUCCUCCUGAAGGAACCCCGCUGCCGAGUUUUAAUAAGACCCGUGCUCGAUUAUCAUUCAAGAGGCGUCCGCCCACGAGACAGCACAGAAGGUCAGCUGGAGAAGAGGUGGGAAGCCCUGCGAGCGAGGUGUCCCCGUGUGAACUGGAUAGCCCGAAAGAAAAUGGGGACAAAGACCAGGUGAUCGAGAAUCUGAUGGAGGAAGCUGAAUUUGGGCAGCUGGGCAGUGUAAAAAAAGAAGCUGAAAAUAGAGAGGAAGACUGUGAAAAGAUUGAGGCUGAGGUGGCAGCGAGUGACCCAGACGACAGAGGGGAUCUGGAGAAGGAAGCGGAACAAGACAUACCUGCAGAGGCUUUGCAGGAGGGACAGGAGUAUUUACAGCCUGAUGAGCAGAUGGAGGGCAAUGUUAAGACAGAAAAGGGGCAGGACUAGACGCCUCAGGUGGCAAAACAAGGAGAAAAUGACAUUAUUUGAACUAUAGAAGUGUUUCUUUCUGGAAAGAGAACAUACAAAUAAGUUUAUCAAUGCUUUCAUUAAGAAAACUACCCUACUUAAAAGUUUAUCUAUUUAAAAUAUCUUGGUCCUGCUCUUCCUCUUCUGUCGCCCUCUACUGGCUGUCUUCGAAAACCGGUAUUUCAGGACUGGGGAGUUGAGAGAAGCCACUGUUUGGAAAACAGCUGCAGUUGAUGCUUAUCUAUGAUCAUAGAGAUUAUUUGUUAAAAAUUUGCAAAACGCUUUUUUGCAGAACAUUCUUAAAAUUGGUCCAAGACUUUAAAAUGAGUUCAGAUUCUCUUCUGUGGUCUGUCAUGUAUGCAGCGCACUGAAUAUUAUUAAAUAUUAAGCUGGAUAAAUGCAAAAAUACUAGAGAUUACAGUAGAGUUCUAAUUUUGUACAUAUAUAUAUAUGAUAUUAAACUAAAUCACUUUAAAUUGAUUUCUUAUUUUUCUUAAAUAGUACUGUAUAUGCUGGUUUGUCUCAGUUUUACUUGUGUGCAACAAAAUGUACAGAUGCUAUGACCCUUAUAAAUAUUAAAGUAAAUUACUUCUAUAACAAAAAA
Messenger RNA from Girardinichthys multiradiatus, 1921 nucleotides. RefSeq lists its product as uncharacterized. The record is from RefSeq and is a predicted model, not a curated record. The transcript is spliced from 6 exons. Bases 547 to 1296 code for a protein of 249 amino acids. Lineage: Eukaryota; Metazoa; Chordata; Actinopteri; Cyprinodontiformes; Goodeidae.